CCACUCUCUCUCUCUCUCUUGUUCUUGAUCCAAAUUUGCAAACUAACUUCACAUGUCUGAUAAUCAUGGGAUUUCAAGACCCACAUCCCUUUAAUUUCGUCGAAAUCAGUACCAAAACCUUCAAAGCCGAUGGCAAAACACUAAUUUUUCUAAUCCUCUUCUUGUUCUUCAUCGUCCUUUCCAUCUUCUGUUUCCUUUACUUCAUCUAUUCCUGCACUCGCCGUUACAUGUUCUUGUCUAGGGUUCGAACCAGUUGUCCCGCCACCGGUGGCUUAGACAAGGCGGAGAUUGAUCGUCUUCCCGUCGUUUCUUACGGGUCGAGCCAUGGAUAUGGUCCUUCUAAAGACGGUGAAUGCUCAAUUUGUUUGGGUUGUUUUCAGGAAGGAGAAAAGGUGAAGGUUUUGCCACUUUGUAAACAUGGGUUUCACUCUGAAUGUGUUGACACGUGGCUCAAGAAUCGACCCAGUUGCCCGCUUUGUAGAGGAUCGGUUGUCCGAGUUGACUCUGUUGUUCACCCGGAAGUUGAUGAUGUUCCAAUCUCAACUAACGUUUGAUUUUUGCAAUCUUAGGUCAAAAGUUGGUGUUUUUUUGGCCUUUUUUCGUAAUUAGGUUAUGACCCAUCAAACAGAAAGGAGAGAGAGAUUUCCUUCUUUCCACUUUCAAAUUUUUGGCCAUCUUUUCUUUUCUUGUUUUUUAGAUAGAACAGCUGAAGAAGAUGAUAGCUUUAAGUUCAUCAACUCAGUCAUGUUGUACAUAUUUUUAAUCUUCUAAAAUAAAAAUAAAAAUAAAA
Messenger RNA from Impatiens glandulifera, 790 nucleotides. RefSeq names its product RING-H2 finger protein ATL66-like. Lineage: Eukaryota; Viridiplantae; Streptophyta; Magnoliopsida; Ericales; Balsaminaceae. Bases 66 to 554 code for a protein of 162 amino acids. The transcript has a single exon. The record is from RefSeq and is a predicted model, not a curated record.